AUGGAUUCUGAUAAUGGCACAGUGUCUCCAUAUUGGGGUUUGGGUAAUAUUACAAAAAACGAAGAACAUCACUUUGAAGAAACAAAACAGACUUACAUUUAUCACGUGGCUUUUAUAUGCCUGACACUAUACGUUGGAGUAAUUUGCCGAGAAUGGCUGAAAAGACUACGAUUUCCCUACACAGCUUUUCUAUUUCUCUUCGGGUGCAUUCUGGGAGUUGUAGACCGCAACCUAAAGCAAUUCAGAAUCAUGACAGACUUGGCAAAGUUCGAUUCCCGCCUCAUGAUGCACAUAUUCCUGCCAGUCAUCAUAUACGAGUCGGCCUAUUCAUUGGAUCCUCACAUGUUCUUCAUGGCACUCACUCAGUGUUUACUAUUGGCUGUUCCAGGAUUACUAUUAUGCACUUCGUUGACUGCUGUCUUCGCAAGGUACAUACUUGGUGAAUAUGGAUGGGAUUGGAGCAUUUGCUUUGUUUUCGGAGCGAUUUUAAGUGCAACCGAUCCAGUUGCUGUUGUCGCUCUACUUAAAGAAUGUAGUAUUUCUUCCAGCCUAACCACGCUCAUCGAAGGAGAAUCAUUACUGAACGAUGGAACCGCCAUCGUUUUGUUUGAUUCUUUGAUAAAAGUAUACGAAGGGGGCGAGUUUUCUGUGGAAAGAAUCGUUUCUACUUUCCUCUACGACUGUGGCGUAUCCAUAGCAGUUGCAUACCUUAUAUCCAAGGGCACUGUGAUUCUGCUCAAAAGAAUAGAACUGGACACAGAUAUCGAAGUCACAUUCACCUUCUGCAUUGCCUACCUAACUUACUACACAAGUGAAGUCACUCUCGGGGUCUCAGGCGUCCUCUCAGUGGUCGUUUUGGGCGUCAACGUGGCUUCCUACAAAAGCAGUAUCAAUUAUGAAACGGAAGAAACGAGCACGAUUCAUCAAUUCUGGGAAACACUCAGCUUUUGGGCAAACACAUUGAUAUUCACCUUUGUAGGUAUUAUCAUAGCAUCUCGGAGUGUCAUAGAUUUUGGUGAUGUUGGAUUCAUAAUUGCCACCUACGCUGCUGUCACAUUUUUCAGAGGUGUCAUGAUUGCUGUUUUGAGUCCUGUUUUGCAAUCAAUUGGUUACGGUUUUACAUGGGACUAUGGGUUUGUCCUUGUGUGGGGAGGUCUCAGAGGAGCAGUUGGAUUGGCGCUCGUCCUGAUCGCUCAGCAUUCCAUGUCACCCGAGACUGCAAAUCAGUUGCUCAUUCAAGUAUCGGGAAUCAUAUUUUUGACACUAGUCUUCAAUGCUCCUACUAUGAGGACUUGGCUGAAACUUUUAGGUGUUGGGACCGUUACCCCCAAAGGUAAGAAAUGCAUGACUCAAGCAGUCAAUCUGUUGCGAGAUGCAGUCAGCAUGACUGAGAAAGUGACUCGAAUGGACAAGCAUAUGACGGGUGUCGACUGGAUGUGGGUGAGGAGUGUGACGCAUGUUAAAAAUCCUUAUUCAGAUGAAAAGGACAUGUCAGCUAAUAUUCCCGCAACUUUUGACGAAAACCGAGGGCGAUGUCCGAGUUGCAAAGCAGAAAUCAAAAUCGCUCCAAAUGAAGAAGAAAGGCGAGGAUUGGAGGAAGAUUCGAGACUUCGUAUUCUGAAGGCAUUUGAGAGCUCUGUUUGGAAUCAGCACAGUCAUUAUGGAAUAUUGCGAAGAACACUCCGUCAUUUGAGCUCCUGCGUUGAAAAUGCUAUAGAUGAACCAGGAAAGUACAUAAUGGCUGAAGAUGUGACUCGAAAUUUUCUAAAAAUUAGUAAACUUACUCGACGCACGAAAAGAUUCAUGAAAAAACUCUUAUCCAAGCUACGCAUUGAGGAUAGAGCGAGCAUUGUAAGCGUUUACCUCAAGAACUUGCAGAUGGAGCUAACAGGAUUCCGUAGAUGGUGUCUGAAUCACUACAUCAGCAGAAAACUCGGUGUAAUCCUCUUUUGGGUGAUGCUGCUGAAUAUCGUACCGAUUGCCGGAGAGAUUUUCAGCCUUCUCUUCGAAAAGAUUCAGAAGAGUACCAGGCAGCGAUUUGAGCGGGAAUUUAUCGUAUUCGAAGUUCUUAAUGGAGUUGCGACCUUGUUUUAUGUCUACGAUGCCUUUGUCGGCCUGGUAGGAAUGGGAUGUCGUCAAUACUUUCACAGUCAUGGUAACAAAAUCGACUUCUUCGUGACAACCGUUGCAGUGGCGCAGGCUUUAUUUGACAUUGUGAUUAUAUCCGCCUUCCGAACAAACUAUCCUUUCGAAUUUAUUUACGCCCUGGUGUCCAUGAGCUGCAUUAGGCUUCUGCGACUGGUUUGGGUUACUAUGUCAGGAAUUCUCAUCAGUGUAAUGGACGAAGCUUGUUCAGUAAUCUACAAUGCUUACGACUUAGGAGUAGGAUUUCUGAUUGCCAACGAAGAGAUUGCUAAAACUGCUACUAAAAUUGUAGAUUACGAACCAAGCUCUGAUUUGGCACAAUUUACAGCAGAAAACAAUAUUGCACUGGCAUUAUCAUCCAUGGACGAUAUCGAAUCGAAAUUCCCUGAUGUGACUUGUGCAUGGAAGACGCAACGAGCAGCAGUUUAUGUAUUGAGGGACAUGAAGCAUGCCGUCGAAAAGAUGUUGGAUAUUUACAUGUUGGACGAAACUGAUGCUGAAAUGUUAUUAGAAGAUAAAAGUAACAGUAGCUGCUACUCCGAUGGCGAUACAGUCCAUGAAUCCGGAACAGAGCAACAUGAUGUAAAGAUUAUUACUUCAGGAAUUGUACAGGUCAGUGGUACAAAUGACGAAUCAAAAAGUAACCGUCUUCCGAACACAGAUUCUUUAUGGUACUUUCUAAAACCUGGAACAUUCUGCGAAUAUCUUAUAUCACCAGACACUCUUGGUAUUCUGGGUUAUCUUUUAAGAUCAAAGAGUGUAACAUCAGCAAUUUGUACCAAAGAAAGUGAGUUGAUGAAUGUCAGCUACAGAACUCUGGAGGAGGCUGAAUAUCGAUUUGGAGAUCUUUCAUUUCGCAUGUGGAGGCCCAUAGCCUUGAAAAUCGCUCAGUUCAUAAUAGAAGAAGAGGAAAUUUAUGAGUAUUGGUCAGAGGAACGAAUCAAGAUUCAUCUAGAAGAAGGUAUAUUUCCUGAUCUCUCGGAUACAGAGAUCUUCGAAGUUCACGAGGCUAUUGCAGACAUGGUUUUGAUCCAAGGAAAUGCUCUGGACUUCGACACGGAUGUUCUUUAUACUGGUCCUGUUUAUAUCCCUAGCACAGUCCGCAAGCUGCAUUUGAUUGAUGAUCCCGCAAGUCGUCCGAGAGUCGUUAUGAUUUUGCUUCGAGAAGAGAAGUACCAUUCACCGACACUAAUGGGAUGGAUAAAGCCAAAAGACAUAUCUUAUAAAGGACUUUGCUUGGUUCACGGCAUUAGAAGAGCAAGCUUAUAUGGAGUAGAAAAUCGCAUUGGUAAAGUAUAUACCUCAGAACCGGAAGGUUCAGGGUUCAAGAAAUGGUUCUAA
Messenger RNA from Argiope bruennichi, 3486 nucleotides. RefSeq names its product sodium/hydrogen exchanger 10-like. The record is from RefSeq and is a predicted model, not a curated record. Gene Ontology annotation, cellular component: membrane. Gene Ontology annotation, biological process: proton transmembrane transport. Bases 1 to 3486 code for a protein of 1161 amino acids. The transcript is spliced from 22 exons. Gene Ontology annotation, molecular function: sodium:proton antiporter activity. Lineage: Eukaryota; Metazoa; Arthropoda; Arachnida; Araneae; Araneidae.